CGUCGCACGGAAAGUCACCUCGUCGUGUCGGUCAGAAGCGGCUACUGACAAGUUAGCGACGCUAGCAUGGUCAUAGUGGUGCUGGGGGAAGGUCGACAGUAGGACAGCAGCAUCCUCUCUCAUCGUUUAAUUGACCUUUCAUUUACAUAUUGGACAACGUCGUGAAAACGGGCGAAGCAAACGGUCUUUAAAAAUCAUCUGUGGCGUUAAGAAAGGUCCCGAGCUAGCUAACAAUUUAGCGAGCUAGCUUCAAGUUGCGCUCAGUAUCUUCAUUUUCAUCAGACACAUCUACAAUCAUGGCUGCGCUGAGAGCGUCCUAUCACAGGAUUUUGGACAGGAUCGAGCACAUGCUGCCCGCCAAGCUGAGACCUUUGUACAACCACCCGGCAGGUCCAAAAACAGUUUUCUUCUGGGCCCCGAUGUUUAAAUGGGGUUUGGUUGGAGCUGGUUUGGCUGAUAUGACUCGACCAGCAGAGAAACUCAGUGUGUCCCAGUCUGCAGUACUGACAGCCACAGGCCUGAUCUGGUCCAGAUACUCAUUGGUCAUCAUCCCGAAGAACUGGAACCUGUUUUUCGUCAACUUCUUCCUCGGCAGCGCAGGAGCCUCCCAGCUCUACAGGAUCUGGAGGUACGAGCAGGAUCAGAAGGCGAAGGCUUUGGAGGCUGCGGAGUCCUGAGAGCUUUCCUGUUGCCAACGCUCCACUGCAGUGGACUGAAAGGGAGACUACACACCGGGCAGCAACCUGCCCCUUAUCAUCAUCUCCACAUCAUCCCAUGUUGUCUCCAUAACAUCCAUGCCAUAACCAUCAUUACUACCACAUUAAGCCUGUCGUCCCUGUUGGAAAAGUGCACCUUUUCUUAAGUUUCAAAUUUCCUCAGGGUACAAACAAGAAAAUGAAUAACGAGAGAACGUUUUUUAACUGUUGUCAACACACACGCACAUAGGAGAAUUGUGGUCAUCAACGCACAAGUACUACUUGUUCGACAAGUUGUGUGAUUGUACAUUUUUAAUUUAAGUUCAUGCUUUAUAUGUCAUGCAGUAGAGGAGUUUUGCUUUUUACAUCAUCAUCGUUCAGGUGUAGCAAUCUGUACCUCAUGUAAUAAUUUCCAAAAACAAAAAAAUGUAUAUCUUGGACACGGCUGAACACGGUUUGAGGAAUGUUUCCAAAUUAAAUUAAGAAGGAUGUCAUCACAUUUAUCUUAUUUAUAUUAUAGUCACAGCAUCUGUACCUCAGUUCUUAUCAAAUCAUAAUUGAUUACCAUGUAAUGAUUCCUUCCAUCUUCAUGGCUUGAAGUCUUUUAAUGUGUGUGCGAACAAAUCAUAAUUUAUGAAUCACUUCAUUAAAAAUGUCUCUUGUUGUCAAAACUGUAAAGAAAAGAUGCUGUUAUUUUCUGAUUCCAUUAACACAAAUACCAAUGUUUAACCUGUGCACCCUUUUAUUGAUUGUUAGCACAGAGUUAAGUAGCGAACACUGUUCCUGACAUGCUAACAGCUCUUUGUUAUCCAAAUCUUUUAGAAGGUGUUUUAUAUUUUUCCUGUGUAAGAAUAGUGCUUUCUUUGACUUGUUCCCACUAUAAUUAUUACAUUAUAAUCCCCCAACUAUUUAAGCAAUAAUUGGUGUCAUCACUUUUAAAUACUUCUUGAUCUGCUGACUGUUUUAACAAAUGACACUUUGAAGGUUCAUCAUAAUGGCUCUGUGGCUAUGUAAUGGCAAUGUAUUGCUAAUAAACCGUUGAACACCCUGGUGA
Molecule: messenger RNA, 1749 nt
Organism: Acanthopagrus latus (yellowfin seabream)
Lineage: Eukaryota; Metazoa; Chordata; Actinopteri; Spariformes; Sparidae
Gene: mpc2b
Product: mitochondrial pyruvate carrier 2b
Exons: 5
Coding region: 297-677 (126 amino acids)
Biological process (GO): pyruvate import into mitochondria
Cellular component (GO): mitochondrial inner membrane
Molecular function (GO): pyruvate transmembrane transporter activity
Source: RefSeq, a predicted model, not a curated record